UAUACCCAUUACCAUAUAUAUGAUUGAAUAUUAUCUGCUGUUGGCUUGUGUGGAUGUAGCUGACUUCAAACGUUGUUAAAAGUAUCAGGGCCAUGGUACUUUCUCAUGAUGGAAAAAUACAGAGAAGCAUGAAGACAGGAACUGUUCAAAUUAGUUGGGAGGGGGGCACAUUCAGAGCGGGGUGUUGCGAGAAGAAGCGGUCUUUUGUUAGAUAACAGGAGCCAGGUGCGAAAUAACAGGAGCCAGGUGCGAGAUAACCGUAUGGAGCAUGAGAGCCUGGAUGUUCUUCACAAGCAACAUUUAUAUCUAUCAACAGAAGCGCCAAGAGGCGGGGACCCGCCUGAGCGCCUCAAUAGGCUGAGCAAGUUUAAACCACGCCCAGUCUCUACUGUGAUAGGCCAACAGACGGGUUGGAACUGUCUAUCACAGUAUAAAGAAUACUGUUUUACAUACGUCUUGUCAGUUCCCUGUUCUGCCCAGCGUGGUAUUACAGUGAGCCCGUAUAUACGAAAGUUGCAUUUGCCAUUUAUUACUUAGCUAAUAAAAAAUACAUAGUAUAAAAUCGGUGACUCAUUGUUAUAUUUAUCCUGAUACCAGAUUCGAAUUUACGCAACUCUAACAGUGUUCACAUUCACUUUUCAUCACACGGAAACAGUGAAGAGAGUAUCAUUUAGCUAGCAUAGAAUACAGUUGAACUCGUCGGUGUCACAUCACGAUCAUACUUACUACAAUGAGCGGCAGAGGGAAACCACGAAGCGUGCGCGCAAAGAGUCCGGAACCAGCGCAUGUCAAGAAUCCGAUUCGGGCCAAGAGUGCCCGGCAACCUCCAAAGGAACCAGUGAAAGACACUAAGAAGGAAACGCAACAGGUCACUGAUGAAUACAACCCCAAGAAAACCAAGGAACAUAAGCAGCCUAAGCGCACCACUGAGGAAAAGGCACCUGUGCCACAGAAGUGCGUAGAAGUUAAAACCGGAUCAAGGAUGGUCAAAAAAGGUUACAGCGUUGACUCAAAUCCGAAUAAGAUCCUGUUUACAACCAUUGAACAAUUGAAGAUUAAGAAGAAACAGAAAUCGGAAUCAGCAAGUAUUGUCAAUGACACGGUAAAGCAUAUAAUGGACCACAUGAAAAAGUGUACAGAAUGCUUCAAAGAUGUAAAUGAUGUGCGCACUGGGAGUUAUUACGAGAAUUUAAAGAUUUCUAAUCCCGACGAAUUUGACGUGAUGUUAACUGUGCCUGUCGAGCGGGUGGACAUUCGGCCGUUUGGGGAUGUUGGGGCGUUUUACAGCGUGGCGUUCAAACGAGGAAAACACUCGUUGGAUCGCUUUCUAUGUGAAGACAACACAAUAUCUGCCAGUGGAAUGCUUACUGAGUUCAGAAACGAGGUUAAAAAGUGUGUGAAGAUACUCAAAGACGUGGGGUUGGAGAAGAAAAAGAAGGGUUGCCCGGCGGUGACCUUACUGAUAAACGGGACGGGAACGGUCCCUAUCUCACUGGACAUUGUUCUGGGUCUUGAGGUCCGCUCGAGCUGGCCCACUUUCACCCAAGGAGGCAUAGACAAAAUAGACAUCUGGCUCGGGACCAAAGUGAAGAAAGAACAAAAGCUUAAGGGGUACUACCUCGUUCCGAAGUACGAGGGAAAGGGCACGGUGGAACGGGAAGGUGUCUGCGCUAAAGACGCAUGGCGCAUCUCAUUCUCGCAUGUGGAGAAGAGUAUCCUAACAAAUCAUGGCUCCCAGAAGACCUGCUGCGAGGCCAGCGGGACUCGCUGCUGCAGGAAGUUCUGUCUGAAGCUUCUGAAGCACCUGUUGGGCUUGCUGAAGGCAGAGAACCCUAGUCUGUCCAAGUUCUGUUCCUACCACGCCAAGACCACCCUGCUCCACGCCUGCUGCUCCAGGAACCAGGACAGCGACUGGGAGGCGGCCCAGCUGGGACUCUGCUUCCAGCAGCUGCUGGAGGACUUUGAGGGCCACCUGAAAGAUGGCAUGCUCCCCAACUUCUUUAUCCCCAAACACAAUCUACUGGGCUCCGGCCAUGACCGCAAGAGCUGUCAGUUCCUGGCCCGGCGCAUCGAGGAGGAACGCAACAAUGGUUUCCCCAUUUUCCGCAAGUGAGUCGGGACCUCGAACACCUCCCUUUAAUGACUCACCCAGAGGCCCAAUAGGCAUAAGUGGAGUACAGUGGUGGUCCCAUAAUGUUGUCUAUUCUUAAAGCAAAGGCAUAGGCAGGAGGAAUUGAAGAGCAGAGGAGUCGGAAGUUUAAUUUCAUUCAGAUCUUACUUGACGAGUUUUGAGUGAGAGCCAACUGCUCCUCCAACAAAUUAUAAAAGGUAAUGUAGUCCUUUCCUGCUGUCAAUGAACAAAAUCGCGCUCUUAGGACUCAUGGGUGGAAUGUUAUUGAUAUAUUUUUUUGUAAUUUCAUAACAAAGAUUAUUUUUAAAAACCCAACGAAAAUCUGGAGUUUCUAUGUCAAACAGUUUUGCUAUAUUUCAGUGUUCUGUGAUGUUUAUAAGUGUAAUAUUGGGAUGCAAAGUAAAAAAUGUAUACAUCUCAACUCUGUAUCUGACACGGUACAGGUGUCUUCUUUUUUAAGCCCAUAACCAUGUUUGAGGUGUAUACUUUUGUUUAAGACUACCAAGAAUCACUCUGUGUGACCCUACAUUUUGCCCACAGCAGUAAAAGGUUAAACAAACUCAGUACAACACUAUUAAUUGUUCAAUAAAUAAAUAAACAUACAAAUGUGCAACACAAAAAAAGGCUGAACACUGGAGGUUCCAGCAUGGAAGUUGCAAGUUGCUUCUUCUUCUGAGGAAAGAAAUUACAGAUUCAAAAGACAAUUGGCAAUGGGAUAUUGGAUUCUAAACCACAAAAUAUUAGUAGUUUUAGCACUAGGAGCUAACAUGAGCUUUCAGUGAGGAUUUUCCAUAACUUUUUUAAAAUCCCUUAAAAAUAAUUCCAUACUAAAUUCUACCUACUCAGGAUGUCAACACCAUCUAUUCCUUGCAGAGUAUUUGUCCACCUAUGUGUCUGUCUUGGCCAAACCAGGAGGAAGAAACAGAUUUUCCCUGGUGUAUGUUUUGCUGUUUUGAGUUGUUAGAAACUGACUGUGUGACAGUAUGUCCAGGUGCAUGCUGGGAAACUCCAGCUAUAAUUUUUGUGACCACGGUCAUUGAUUCGAACUGUCUAACAGAGAGAGAUUGUGUGUGUGUGUGAUGUGAACACAUUGCAGGUGCCUCUCUGUUUACCCGAUAUGUAUUUCUGUUCAGCUUUUGUUCACACAAGUUUAUUAUUAGCCAUUCAUUGGAAUGUAAGGCCUGAGGGCAGAGGUGUUUUCAGCUGUAUACCAAUAAAUUGGAAUGUGCAUGUGUGAAAUACCCUACUUUUAAUAAAACAGAACACAUCAUGGAAAGAUGUCUUUCUUAUCUCUGUGAACCCAAAGGACUAGACUAUUGUUGAAACCCUACCCCUUUUCUUCACACAUGUAUGCUUAACCUGUUCAAUAGGCAUGGUCUGACAACUCAGUGGCCUUAUGGUUGAGUGUCCACCCUGUGAUGGGAAUUUUGUGAGUUCAAUCCCUGGCUGAGUCAUACCAAAGACUGUAAAAAUGAAACCUGAUGUGUCUUUGCUUGGCAAGGAGCUAGAUAGACUAGCUAGGGGGUGUAGUUGUACAUUAAGCUGCCUCAUGCUACUGAAACAGGAGAUAGGCUCCUGCCCUAUGAGACAUUUCGGCUUGCACAAGCAAGGCUACUUACUCAUGGUAUGACAAACACUGCUGUAGAUCGGCCACCUUCCAUACAAUAUUCUUAAAAUGUUUUAUUCAUGGAUUUAAUGGUGCUCUGUGGGAUGUUCAAAGUUUUGGGAUAUGUUUUUAUAACCCAACCCUGAUCUGAACUUCUCCACAACUUUGUCCCUGACCUGUUUGGAGAGCUCCUUGGUCUUCAUGGUGCUGCGUGCUUGGUGGUGCCCCUUGCUUAGUGGUGUUGCAGACUCUGGGGCCUUUCAGAACAGGUGUAUAUAUACUGAGAUCAUGUGACACUUAAAUAAAGUCGACCUGUGUGAAAUCUAACUAA
Oncorhynchus nerka (sockeye salmon) is the source of this 4068-nucleotide messenger RNA. Its product is annotated as cyclic GMP-AMP synthase-like. Gene Ontology annotation, molecular function: double-stranded DNA binding; chromatin binding; 2',3'-cyclic GMP-AMP synthase activity. Gene Ontology annotation, biological process: positive regulation of defense response to virus by host; negative regulation of double-strand break repair via homologous recombination; activation of innate immune response. The transcript is spliced from 5 exons. Lineage: Eukaryota; Metazoa; Chordata; Actinopteri; Salmoniformes; Salmonidae. Gene Ontology annotation, cellular component: cytosol; site of double-strand break; nucleus. The record is from RefSeq and is a predicted model, not a curated record. The coding region runs from base 731 to 2113 and encodes 460 amino acids.